AUGUUCGCCCAGCCAGCUGCCAGUGUUGUCCUUCCUCUACCAGGAUACUCGUUCAAUGCGCACAUCUCGUCGCCUGCCGCCGUGCAGCUUCGGCCUAAGACAGAGAGGACACAGACGCCAACACCGCCAUCGUUCUCGAUCAGAGCGGCAACUGUUCAAGAUGCACCAGCUAUUGCUGAACUAGGGGCGACCGUUUUCUCGACGACCUUUGGCUUCUCCAUCCCGACGCCGGACCUCAACACCUAUCUUGACGAGGCAUACAGCGCAUCCGCCAUCGAAAAGGGCAUCCUCGCCCCAUCUACACAUAUUAUCGUGGCGUGUGCAAACACCGACAACAGAGUUAUUGGUUUCGCACAGUUGACCGAAGGCACAAGCGAGCCUUGCAUAGCUGACCUCGAGAGAGUGGUCGAGUUGCAGCGCUUGUAUAUCUACGCCGAUUUCCAAGGCGCCGGGGUGGGGAGGACCCUCACCCGCGAGGUCGAGAAGAUGGCGCGAGACCGGCGAUAUCGCAUCAUGUGGUUGGGCGUGUGGGAGGGCAAUUUCAAGGCGCAGCGGGUGUACGAGGCCAUGGGAUAUUCAAGGGUUGGGGAGCGUGAGUUCAAAAUGGGACGAUGUAUUCAGACAGGUUGGAUCAUGUGUAAGGAUUUGUGA
Messenger RNA from Capronia coronata CBS 617.96, 651 nucleotides. RefSeq lists its product as uncharacterized. The record is from RefSeq and is a predicted model, not a curated record. Gene Ontology annotation, molecular function: acyltransferase activity, transferring groups other than amino-acyl groups. The transcript has a single exon. Lineage: Eukaryota; Fungi; Ascomycota; Eurotiomycetes; Chaetothyriales; Herpotrichiellaceae. The coding region runs from base 1 to 651 and encodes 216 amino acids.